GAGCUUAGCUCAUUUCAUUUCUCUCUCUCUCUCACACACACACACACCGAAAUCUGAGUCCACACACAAAAAAAUGCCGAUAGACACAUCCGCCAAGAUCUUCGUCGCCGGUCACCGCGGACUCGUCGGAUCCGCCGUAGCCCGAAAACUCCACCAAUUAGGCUACACAAAUCUCCUCCUCCGUUCACAUUCCGAUCUCGAUCUCACAAACCAAUCCGCCGUCGAAUCCUUCUUCGCCGCCGAGAAACCUCACUACGUCAUCCUCGCCGCCGCUAAAGUCGGCGGUAUACACGCAAACAACACAUAUCCAGCCGAUUUCAUCACUGUAAAUCUCCAAAUCCAAACAAACGUCAUCGUUUCGUCAUUCAAUCACAAAGUCCAGAAGCUUCUGUUCCUCGGUUCCUCAUGUAUUUACCCUAAGUUUGCACCUCAGCCAAUUCCCGAAAAUGCCCUUUUAACUGCCCCUUUAGAACCUACAAACGAAUGGUACGCUGUUGCAAAAAUAGCCGGUAUCAAAAUGUGUCAGGCUUAUAGGCUACAACAUAAUUUUGAUGCUAUUUCAGCAAUGCCGACAAAUUUAUACGGUACAAAUGACAAUUUUCACCCUGAGAAUUCACACGUUUUACCUGCAUUAUUACGUAGGUUUCAUGAAGCAAAAAUUAACAACCUAGAUAAGGUUGUUGUUUGGGGUACAGGUUCACCUUUAAGGGAAUUUUUACACGUGGAUGAUUUAGCUGAUGCUGUGAUAUUUUUAUUAGAUAAUUACAGUGAUUUAGAACAUGUGAAUGUAGGGAGUGGGAGUGAAGUUACUAUAAAGGAAUUAGCUGAGUUAGUUAAAGAAGUUGUGGGGUUUAAGGGGGAAUUGAUUUGGGAUUCGAGUAAGCCGGAUGGGACGCCGAGGAAGCUUAUGGAUACUUCAAAGCUUGUUGGAUUGGGAUGGACACCCAAGAUUUCGCUUCGGGAUGGUCUUGUUGAUACCUAUAAAUGGUAUUUGGAGAAUUAUGGCAAGCAAUAGUUCAGGUGAUUGUUGAAUGUUUCCCUGUGUUAUUUUUUUAACUGCAAGAUAUGAGAUUGUUAUUCUUGUUUGUUACAUUGCUCAAGGAUUAUUAUAAUAAGCUUAUGGAAGCUUAGUUGAGUUAUUGAUUAUCUUUUGUAUUGGUUUGAGUACUAUGUUUAUGUUAAUUAUUUUUUUCCGCA
Molecule: messenger RNA, 1197 nt
Organism: Nicotiana tabacum (common tobacco)
Lineage: Eukaryota; Viridiplantae; Streptophyta; Magnoliopsida; Solanales; Solanaceae
Product: putative GDP-L-fucose synthase 2
Biological process (GO): nucleotide-sugar biosynthetic process
Molecular function (GO): GDP-L-fucose synthase activity
Source: RefSeq, a predicted model, not a curated record